Molecule: messenger RNA, 639 nt
Organism: Andrographis paniculata
Lineage: Eukaryota; Viridiplantae; Streptophyta; Magnoliopsida; Lamiales; Acanthaceae
Exons: 3
Coding region: 92-337 (81 amino acids)
Source: RefSeq, a predicted model, not a curated record
GAUUGAUUCAGUCUGUUUUGUGCGUUAAAAUCGGUCCAUCGGGUGAAAUUGGAAUCAGCAGAGUCACGAUAGAGAUAGCGAGGAAGGAAGGAUGCCGUUGAGCGCGACCGUCGUUGGAGCCCUACUGGGGUUGGGGACUCAAAUGUACUCCAACGCCCUCCGCAAGCUCCCUUACAUGCGCCAUCCAUGGGAGCAUUUGCUGGGAAUGGGGUUGGGGGCGGUGCUCGCAAACCAGAUGGUCAAGUGGGAUGCCAAGGCUCAGGAGGACCUUGAUAAGUUACUCAUCAAGGCCAAGCAAGCCAAUGAAAGCCGCUACUUUGAUGGGAAUGAAGACUAGAAGGUUGCUGCAGUUAAAGCAUGUAUUGUUUUGGAAUUCCCUAAACCUGAGCACUCUGUUCACCCUAGAUGGAAACCUGUGUGGUGUCAUUUGAAGAUGAUGGCAUUAUGUAAUUUUAUUUUGUUUUUUCCAAAAAGAAUAAUGAAUUCUAUAAUCCUUUGCAGAAUAUUUAGAUUGUGCAUUGUCACUUGAGUUCUGCCAGUCAUUGGCCAAACACAUGCUCCUCGUGAGCAGGUUGAUGCAGGUGCAGUCAAUGAUAUUAUAGUUGUCUGGUGCAAUAAAGUAAUGCAUUCAUCCUAAAA